CCCCAAAAAUUCUCAAGAAGGAAUUCUCUCUGAACCCAAGCCUUCCCUCCUCCUUUUUCUUCCUCAGCAAGUACCCGGUUGAUGUUUUAAGCGGCAUUCCCUUGAUCUGGAGAUGGAGGUGCAGUCCAUGGAAGAGGUUGAUUUUCAGGAGCUCGAACUUCAUGAAGUUAUCGCUAGUGGCUUAUUAGACUUUGAUGAAUGGAUGUCACUCAUAUCUGAGAUUGAGAAGACAUAUCCUGAAAACAUAGAGAAGAUAUGUCUGGUUUAUGAAUCUUUCUUGUCUAAGUUUCCUUUGUGCUAUGGUUAUUGGAGGAAAUAUGCUUAUCACAAGAUACACUUUUGCGGCAUUGACAAGGGCGUUGAAGUGUUUGAACGAGCUGUGCAAUCAGCAACAUUUUCUGUCGAUGUGUGGGUUGAUUAUUGUAGCUUUGGUAUUUCGGCUUUUGAGGACCCUUCUGAUGUUCGUAGAUUAUUCAAAAGAGGCAUGUCAUUUGUUGGGAAAGAUUACCUCUCCCAUGUCUUGUGGGAUAAGUACAUUGAAUAUGAGUUUUCUCAGCAGCAAUGGAGUUCCCUCGCUUUUAUUUACAUCCAAACUCUGCAAUUUCCAACGAAAAAGUUGCGUCAGUAUUAUGAUAGUUUCAAGAAGUUGGUGGCAAUAUGGGAAGAGGAAAUGAAGUGUCAUACCAAUUCUGCCCUGGAUGCACAACCAGAAUGUGCACCUGAUGAUGAAAGUUCUACAUUUUAUGAGGUAGGUGAUGUCAUGCAUGCCAUUGAAGACAUGCUGAAUUCACCUUUUGGCCCCACUAGGUAUAAAGCGCUGCAGAAGUACAUCUCUUUUGGGGAGCGGUUCUAUCAGGAAGCAUGUAAGUUAGAUGAGAAAAUAUCUUUCUUUGAGAGAAAUAUUCGUCGGUCUUAUUUCCACAUCAAGCCACUUGAUGUCAACCAAUUGGAGAAUUGGCAUAACUAUCUGAACUUUAUUGAGGUGCAAGGAGAUUUUGAUUGGGCUGCCAAACUUUAUGAGAGAUGCUUAAUUCCCUGUGCUAAUUACCCUGAGUUCUGGAUGCGUUAUACGGAAUUCAUGGAAAGCAAGGGAGGUAGAGAGGCGGCUAACUUUUCAAUGGAGCGAGCAACACAAACUUUCAUAAAGAGAGUGCGAAUGAUCCAUCUUUUCAAUGCUAGGCAUAAGGAGUACGUAGGAGAUUUGGUUGGUGCACGUGCUGCUUUACUUCAAUGUGAUCAAGAAUCAGACACCGAAUUUGUUCAGAAUGUGGUAAUAAAAGCUAACAUGGAAAGACGUCAGGGAAACUUCACAGAAGCUUCUAAUGUAUUCAAAGAAGCCUUAAAGUUGGCUGAAUUGAAGGAAAAGUCCCAUACUCUUCCAAAUUUAUAUGUUCAUUUUUCGCGGCUUCAAUACAUGAUAACUGAUAGUGCAGAUGCUGCCAGAGACGUUCUAAUAGAAGGUAUCAAACACAUGCCUUCCUGCAAAUUACUUCUGGAGGAGUUGAUAAAGUUAUCAAUGAUGAAUGGGGGAUCAAGACACAUAAAUGAGGUUGAGCCCAUAAUUGCUAAUUCAAUCUCUCUUUCAUCCAGUUCAUCACAAAGUUUAAGCACAAAAGAUGUGGAAGAUGUAUCAAACUUAUAUCUGGAGUUUGUUGACCUUUGUGGAAAUGUCAAAGACGUAAUGAAAGGUUGGCAUCAGCAUAUAAAAUUGUUCCCGCACUGUGUAAGGACAGCUUCAUUUAAGCAUCCAGGAGCAAGUUCAAAGCCCUGGAAACUGGUCGCAGAAGCAAGAAAAGAAACUCUUGACACUGUACCUCCUCUGUUGUCUGACAAUUCUGACCAUCGAGUCCAGUCCCCAUUUCAAGAAGAGAAACUCUCUUCAUCAGGCAAUCCUGUUUCUUUGUCUGAUCAUGAUGCCACCUCUCAAAUAUUGGACCAGAAUCCUCAAAUGCUGGAAAAUUGUGAACUUCUAUUUGAGGCAGGUGCAAUUGAUCCUCGUCAAUCGGAAGAAUCUGAGAUUGAUGUGCAGGAGACUGCAGAGCCAGUAUGCUCCAAAUUUUCAGAGCACCCUAGAGAAGAUGCUCCUGAGCCAAAUAUGUUAACCCUUGAAUCAGCACAAAAAGUGACUAAUGAUGGUCAAAUUGUCCAAUCAUCGCAAGAAUACUUUGAAAAACAUAGCAUGCAACAACAGAACGAUCUUGAACCUGAGCAGGAUUUGAGACCACCUUCACUCGAAAAACUUUGCUUAGAUUCUCAGAGUGAUAAAUCUCGAGAUUUAAUUCCCAAAGUAUCUGAUGAUUGUGAAGCUGAUAUAGAAAUUAGUUUCUCAAAUGGACAGGUGCUGAAGAGCGAAUCUCCUCAAGUGAACAGUAAGUCAAAUGAAAGCAUGAUAGAGAUCAAUCAUGAUAGUAAUGGAGAUCACUUUGUAUCCAGCACUGUUAGUACUCGUAUUGCUGAUUCUCCCAAAAGUCACUCCGAAUAUUUUUGUCAUUCAACAGAUUAUCAAAGUACAGCGUCAGAAGCUCACUCAUCACAACAGAUGCAUGUCAAUGGUGGUGGAAACUGGCGGCAAAGGAGCAAUAGUGAUAGAAAUCGGAAGGAUUCCAGAUAUGGGUUUCAUGGGCACUCGCAUAGAAGAUUUCACCAACGGCAGCAGUUAUCUCCCCAAAAGCAAUACCAGCGAGCUGAAAUGGGCACCCGAAUUCCCGUUAGUCAAAGUCAAACGUCUCAACUUUCGCAUCCGCAAAACCAGCAAGGCAGCCAAGCACGCGUAGCGCCUACUGUUCCAGCUAAAACAGCUUCACCUCAAGCCUGGUCGGUGCAAAAUGUACAGUACCAGAAUUUUGCCUCUGCAAAUCAGUCUCAACCGUCAGCUCAACCUGCUGGUUUUCCUCAAGCACAUAUGGUUCCACAUAUCACACAAAGUAGUGAGCAGCAUGGUGAUUUGCAGAAUAACCAAGCAUAUAAUCAAAUGUGGCAAUAUUAUUACUACCAGCAACAGCAGCAGCAACAGUUUCUUAUGCAGCAACAACCCCAUCAGCAGCAGCAGCUCCUGCAGCAACAAUAUCAACAGCAGCAGUUGCAACUGCAACAGCAAUACCUUCAGCAGCAACAGUUGCAACAACAGCAAUUAUCUGAUGAGCAGCCUCAACAGCUUCAGCAACAACAAGAUCAGCAGCAACCAUUGCAAAUGCAACAGCAACAGCAGUUUCUGCAACAACAACAACAAUGGCAGUUGCAAUAUCAACAGCAGUUUCUGCAGCAACAGUAUCCCUAUCAACUGCAACAGCAUCAGCUUCAGCAGCAACAGCAUAUCCUUUACCUGCAACAGCAACAAUUGCAAAUCCAACAAUCACAACAACAACAAUCUGAACAUCAGUUGCAAAAUCAUCUGUAUCAUCAACAACAACAGGAAGAGCUCUCAUCAGAGCAGCAACAGGAAGAGCUCUCAUCAGAGCAGCAACAGCAGCUACGUGAACGGGAAGGAACGCUACACGAAGAAAUUAAGGCAUCACAGAACAACUGCAAACAGGAAGCUCUGGCGGAAGCGAGACAACACGUGGCAUCUCAGUUGCUGAUGAGAUAGUGGGUAGAGGAAAAAGAUGGAUUGGGCCAGGGUUGACACCCCCACCACAAAGUGCAGGUUUUCCUGGAGCGUCAUAUGUUAUAUCUCCGAGUAAGGAAUCACAUUCUCCCCAGAGUCGAUAAUGUUGCCUCUUGUCAUCUACAGUAUGAUGCCUUGCCCAAGUGUAAUGUCAUCCUUAAUGUAAAUAGUUUCCCUAGAUAGAGAAAAAAAACAUUUCAUCGAGUAUUUAUAGGCAAUGUACUUUAUAUAAGUUUGGUACCGUUGAUUGUCAUUUAACUGUGUUUUUCAAUCGUGACAAAUGGGAAUAUAACCAAUGAAGACCGCCGACUGCGAACUUGUAUGAACUACGGAUAGGUGAGUAGUGUUUCAGAACACUAGAAUGUUUUCAAUAUUUCCAUAUUUACAAGAUCAUAUUCUGCUGUAA
Tripterygium wilfordii is the source of this 4010-nucleotide messenger RNA. RefSeq lists its product as uncharacterized. Lineage: Eukaryota; Viridiplantae; Streptophyta; Magnoliopsida; Celastrales; Celastraceae. Gene Ontology annotation, biological process: RNA processing; mRNA 5'-splice site recognition. Gene Ontology annotation, cellular component: U2-type prespliceosome; U1 snRNP; commitment complex. The record is from RefSeq and is a predicted model, not a curated record. Gene Ontology annotation, molecular function: protein binding. The transcript is spliced from 14 exons. Bases 113 to 3586 code for a protein of 1157 amino acids.